GCCCCCCUGAUCACUCUGCAAUUUAAAGUAAUUUUAUUAGUUUCUGAAGCAAAUGAAACAGCACUAUAUGACCUUUCGAGAACAACUCACUAAAUGCGCAGUGAAGACGUUUAUGACGCAAAUAAUUUUUCACUCGACUCACGAGGCUCAUUGACCCAAGGCCCUAUAUACCCAUUGACAUUUCGGAUUUUGUGCGAGUUGGUGAUUCUCUUCAGUUCAUUGGAUUCGUGAGGAUGCCUCGUCGUGGUCGUGCCGCCGCGCCUGCUCCGCGCGCCCCUGCGCGGGCGGCCGCGCCCCCUCCCCGGCCGGCACCCGCCCCCGCCCCCGCCCCAGCACACAGCUCUGUGCCGGCGGCGGCACCAGCGGCCCACCCGCCGGCACCCAUGAUGUCGGCUCCGUCCCAGGGCCCGGGGCUGAUGGGUCAGAUGGCCGCCACCGCCGGCGGAGUGGCCAUCGGCUCCACGGUCGGACACGUGGUGGGCCACGCACUGACCGGCGGCGGUGGCUCCUCGGCGCCGGCGGCCGCUGAGGCCGCAGCAGCGCCCGUGGCGGCCGCUCCGGCGGCGCCGGCGCCACUCUACCCCGCCGCGGCGGCACCGAGCGGCCCCAGCGAGCCCAGCGGCCCGUGCGCCUGGGAGAUCAAACAGUUCCUGCAGUGUGCCCAGGGCCAGUCGGACAUCUCACUCUGCGAGGGCUUCAACGAGGCGCUGCGCCAGUGCAAGGCCACCAACAGACUGUGACGUGACACACGCAUUGAAGAAGCGGGCACCUGACGGCUAAAUCUGGCCCCGUCGGUUCGCUGUGCCGCGCCGGUGCGGACGGGGGCCGGUGGGCCGCCCUCUCUGGGCUCCGCUCUCGUCCCCGGGGCGGGUGGCAGCGGCGGCGGUGGCGCAGAGCAGUAGUCGGCGCCGAAUUCCGCGGCCCACAGACCGGGACAUAGCCGGUGAUGGCCGGGAGACGCGCGCCGUAGACUGUGAGUGCAUAUAUCGCGGUGUACAAUAUAUGAACGGAAGGUA
Messenger RNA from Amphibalanus amphitrite, 1016 nucleotides. It is a transcript of the gene Chchd2, whose product is annotated as hemiasterlin resistant protein 1-like. Gene Ontology annotation, cellular component: mitochondrion; nucleus. Lineage: Eukaryota; Metazoa; Arthropoda; Thecostraca; Balanomorpha; Balanidae. Gene Ontology annotation, biological process: mitochondrion organization. The record is from RefSeq and is a predicted model, not a curated record. Bases 234 to 740 code for a protein of 168 amino acids. The transcript is spliced from 4 exons.